ACGUCACUUCCUAUAUUUUAAAAAUGGAGGACUUCAAUGGCGGAAUGCUCGAAUUCAUAACAAAGAAGUAGCUAGGGACUUUAAUUACCCAGAAAGUAAUUCAACGUUAUUUCUCCACAUGAUAGAGAAGACGUUCCUACGGCUGUGAAUAAAAUAUAAUUUGACUGUAAAUCUGUUGCUUCUGCCCUGCAAAUAGCGUAGCAUUUUAAAGAACGGUACGCUCUUAAAGGGGUGAUAUAUUUAGCUAACCCGGUAACGUUAGCUAGACAAACUCAACAAAUUAGGCAGCUAAUUUCGCUGUAUUUAAGCGACAUCUUGGAUUAUUGCCCAGAGAUCUUCAAUGGAUAUGUAAUGCUUUUUUCCCGCUGCGAUGGAGGUCCCACAUUUAAUAUCCGGUUACCUGUCGGUAGUUAGAAACCUCUAUCAGGUAUGCAAUGAUACCGCCACUGUGUUAUCACUGGGUCUAUGAUGAACACCCGUGUGCAGAACGUACGCUCCCAACAGUGCAAAUGUGACUGAUACGUUGGGAUGUUGACCGGGAACGUUUGAAAUAGUAAUGAGUGAACUCUGCUCUGCUGCAUAGUUUCCCCAGCGGCAUCGCUAUCCUCCCUUAAACUAUCGCCAUGAGUAACAAAAGAAAAAAAGCACCACCGGUCAAGGUGGAUGACGAGGCAAAGAAAAGGUUGAACUGGAAUAUGCACGAAGACCGGAGGAACGAGCUUGAAUCGCUUCCGACACAAAGUUCUGAUGUGACAGCAGAUUGUAUUCCCGUCCCUAGUGAGGAACCGAGUUGUUCUAAAACUUUUCUCUCUAUUGUAGAAGAGCCAGAGUUGGUUCUCUCUAAGGAAGGUCUUGUAAGUUUGAGUUAUAUCCCUUCUGCAAGUGAAGAGACACCUGACCCCUGCAUCAACUAUACACCACAAAUUGAGCUUGGUUCCGAGCCGAGCAGCUCGGCAAAUAGUGCCACAAGUGAUUCUGUUGUCCUACCCCUAAUUGCCGUCUCCGAUUUGGAUGAGACCUGGAGGGUACUAAUCGGAGAGUUCAAUCUCCGCGCCCAGUUCCCGCUGGUGGUGGACAAUAGCCAGCAGUGGACACUUCAGAGGACCGGUGGUAGACUGUGCUUGUGUGCGUCUGGUACUCAGGAGGUUGGAGACUGUAAUAUGGAGGUUCCGAGCCUGGAGUGCAUAAGCCCAGUGGGAGGAUCUUUCGGCAGGGUACAGCUGGAGGAGUUGGACUGGCUUCAGAAGAGGAGGAUCAUCGAGCUCAGUGUCCAACUUGAAGAGAACUAUGUUAAGUUGCCAGUGUAUUUGCUGGAGGCUGGACUAGGCCACCCCGCCUCCCUCAGCGAAGGAAGCGGCCGCAUGAAGAAGGCACAUCAGCUGAUCCAGAAACUCAUGGAACACUUUUAUGACUUCAUCAUUCCAGAGGUGAUGGACGACCAGAACGAGGACAGCGACAUUGACCUGGAGCGACAGAAUGUGGAAGAGCUGUACGAUUGUGUGCGGCAUCAUCACCAGCACCAGCAUGAAGCGCAGGGCGAGGGCUUAGACCUGCAGCAUGAGGCCCUGGUGCCCGUGCUCCGACCCUACCAGAGCCAGGCUGUCAACUGGAUGCUGAGGCGAGAGAAGUACAACAGGAGUGUCUCUGCAGACGUACCAUCGUUGCAUUUCCUGUGGCGUGAAGUUGUGACUCUGUGUGGAAAGAAGCUGUACUACAACAUCUACACAGGCUGUCUGAUCCUGGAGUUUCCUCAGGCGGGGCCUGAUUGGCCGGGCGGUAUCCUGGCGGAUGAGAUGGGUCUGGGGAAGACGGUGGAAGUGCUUGCUCUCAUUCUGUUCCACACAAGACAGGGCCUAGAGAACACUGCCCCCUGUCUCCCUGAGGGAAUUAAAGUAAACUACUUUGUGCCUCCCCCGCCACUGGAGAAGGAAAACGGCACACCACGCAAGCGUGAGCCCCAACCCAAGGAGAGAAUCUCUUAUCCUGCUGUUCGUGUCAUGAUUCUCACCGCCAUCAAAGAGAUGAAGGUGGGCAAGGGAGCCUCCAUCAACGCCAUCUUCGCCUACCUGCGCACCAUGUUCGGGUACGACCCCAUAAAGAACCGCAGCCACAUCAAGAAGAGCCUCGCCAAGCUCAUCGGUGAAGAGCUCGUGGAGCAGGUUAAAGGUCGAGGCCUGGCCGGAUCCUUCAAGUUCGGGAAGAAGUACAAGGCGACACAGAAGAAGACGACACCAAGCAAACAAGCAAAGCCUCAGAUCCCCAGUGGGGACAUCACUCCUCGGAGAACAUCACGCAGGCGCUCUGCUCAGGAGAAGGGUGCGGCCGUGACCUCUGACCUCUCAGAAGGAAUGGACACAGACGCAGUGCCUGUGGGUGAAGUUCAGGACAUCAACCAGGAGCUGGAGCCCACCGGUGAACAUGCCAACGUCCCUCCAGCAGGGAGCGCUGAAGAGCACCCCUCUGAGGAGGACAAGGAAGAGCAGGUGAAGACCUCAGCCAAGCUGGAAGGUCAAGCUGACCCCCAGGCUCUGGCGGAAGAGGAGUGUCGACCCCCCGGUGAAGAAGUGAAGGACUUUCCACAGCCCUCCUCUGUCCCUGAGCCAGACUACCACUUCGAGUGCAUCUGCGGGGAGACGGGUCUGCUUGACUACAAGGCGCGUGUCCAGUGCCUGCACUGCCUGCUGUGGCAGCACGCCGACUGUGUCAACUACAAGCAGGAGAGCCUGGACACCACGCCGUUCUACUGCCCACACUGCCUGGUGGCCAUGCCGCCCGUGCCCACCGGCGCCACCCUCAUCAUCUCGCCCAGCUCCAUCUGCCACCAGUGGGUGGAGGAGAUCAACCGCCACAUCCGCUCCUCCUCGCUGCGCGUGCUGGUGUAUCAGGGUGUAAAGCGUCACGGCUUCAUCCAGCCGCACGUGCUGGCCGAGCAGGAAGUGGUCAUCACCACGUACGACGUGCUGCGCACCGAGCUCAACUAUGUGGACCUGCCCCACAGCAACAGCGAGGACGGCCGCCGCUUCCGCACGCACAAGCGCUACAUGGCCGUGCCCAGCCCCCUGGUGGCCGUGGAGUGGUGGCGCGUCUGCCUGGACGAGGCGCAGAUGGUUGAGUGCACCACUGCCAAAGCUGCUGAGAUGGCCUUGCGUCUGUCCUCUGUGAACCGCUGGUGCGUGAGCGGGACGCCUGUGCAGAGGGGAUUAGAAGACCUGUACGGCCUGGUGCUGUUUCUGGGUGUGGACCCGUAUUGGGUGAAACACUGGUGGGAGCAGCUGCUGUACCGCCCGUAUCGCCGUGGAAACACGGAGCCCCUGUACAGACUCAUGGGCCGCUUGCUGUGGCGCUCGGCCAAGAAGGACGUGAUUGACCAGAUCCAGAUCCCCCCUCAGACGGAGGAGAUCCACUGGCUGCGCUUCUCGCCCGUGGAGAGCCACUUCUACCAGCGGCAGCACGAGGUCUGCUCCCAGGAUGCACUGCACAAGCUGCGCAAGAUCUCUGACUGGUCGUUGCGCCUGAGCAGCCUGGACCGCCGCACCGUCAGCACCAUCCUGUGCCCACUGCUCCGUCUGCGCCAGGCCUGCUGCCACCCGCAGGCCGUCCGCGGAGAGUUCCUGCCCUUCCAGAAGAGCACCAUGACGAUGGAGGAGCUGCUGAAGUCCCUGCAGAAGAAGUGCCGUGUGGAGUGUGAGGAGGCCCACAGGCAGCUGGUGUGUGCCCUCAACGGCCUGGCUGGGAUCCACAUCAUCAGAGAUGAGUUUGGGGAGGCCGUGGAGAUGUACAGAGACGUGCUGCGGUCAUCAGAGGAGCAUAAAGGGCGACUGAAAACAGACUCCUUACAGAGACUCCACGCCACGCACAACCUGAUGGAGCUGCUCAGUGCAAAGCAUGAUGGGAUACCCCCAACUCUUCGGGAUGACCGACUAAAAGAGGAGGCAGAGCAACUGAGGCAACACUACAUGACGAAAUCCAACUCAGAGGUGUCUGAAGCACAGCAGAACCUGCAGCCCGUGCUUCAGAACAUCAAAGAGCUCAAACGCAAAGUGAACCUGCGCUCCCCCUGGUGGAUGGAUGUCAUAGCGCAGGCCAUCAAGUACUCCAUGGACGACGAGCUGGUCCAGCGCAUCCAGAAUGAGCUCACCUGCAGCUACAAACAGGAAGCCAGCAAAGUUUCCAUGGCAGACAAGUUCCGAGAUGGUCGUGGCCUGCAGUAUCUGCUCACCACGCAGGUCGAUGACCUCCUGAAGUCCCAGAAGGUGGUGCAGGAUGCUGUCAAGAGGCUGGAAGGCACGCCCUCGCAGGCCAUCAUUGAGGAAACCACCAUGUGUCACCUGAGGCCCGUCCGUCUGCCACUCAACAACUGUGUGUUCUGCAAGGCUGACGAGCUCUUCACUGACUACGAGUCCAAGCUGUUUUCGCACACGGUCAAAGGUCAGACGGCCAUCUUUGAGGAGAUGAUCGAGGACGAGGAGGGCCUGGUAGACGACCGCCUGCCCACCACCAGCCGGGGCCUGUGGGCGGCCAGCGAGACGGAGCGAGCCCUGAAGGCCAUGCUGGCGUUCGCCCGCGCCCGCCGCCUGGACGCCCAGCUGCUGGAGGAUGCCAGCACCUUCAUGGAGCUCUUUGAGUCCUGGAAGAAGGAGUACAAGGUGUUGCAUGAGUACUGGAUGACCCUGAGGGACCACGUGUCGGCCAUUGACGAGCUGGGCAUGGCCACGGAGAGGCUGCGCGUGCGGCUGCCCGACGAGCCCAAACAGAAGGUCCUGCACAUCAUAGAGCCACACGAGGUGGACCAGAACAGGGCCAAGCUGCUGAAUGACCGGGCAGUGGCCAAAUCCCAGCUGCAGAAGAAGCUUGGCCAGUUACUCUACCUCACCAACCUAGAGAAGACUCAGGAUAAAUCCACAGGGGGGCUGAACCCAGAACCAUGUCCUAUCUGUGCCCGUUCCCUCGGUCAAGAGUGGGCCGUGCUGACCUGUGGCCAUUGCUUCUGUAACGAGUGCAUCGCCAUCAUCAUGGAGCAGUACAGCGUGGGCUCGCGCCGCAAGGCCAUAAAGUGUGCCAUCUGCAGACAGACCACCUCCCACACCGACAUCUCCUACGUGUUCACCACCCAGAACGACGGCAGCGGAGAGGACAUCCCCGUCAAGGGCAGCCACUCCACCAAGGUGGAGGCCGUGGUCAGGGUCCUGAAGAAGAUUCAGAUGGCGGACCCAGGAGCCAAGUCUUUGGUGUUCUCCACGUGGCAGGGGGUGCUGGACAUCAUAGCCAAAGCACUGUUCGACAACAAUAUGGAGUUCUCCCAGAUCAACGGCAUCCACAAUUUUCAGAAAAACCUGUGUGCUUUCAAAUAUGAGGAGAAGAUCAACAUCCUGCUGCUGCCACUGCACACGGGCUCCAAUGGGCUCAACAUCAUUGAGGCAACUCACGUGCUAUUGGUAGAGCCCAUCCUAAAUCCCGCCCACCAGCUGCAGGCUAUUGGCCGUGUCCACCGCAUAGGCCAGACAAAACCUACCUUUGUGCACAGGUUCCUCAUCAGGUCCACCAUAGAGGAGAAGAUGCAGGCCAUGCUCAAGACGGCCGAGAAGAGCCACACUGCCACCGCCACCAUGAAGCACUCGGAAGCGUCCGUCUUCACUGUAGCUGACCUGGCCGAGCUCUUCACGGAUGAUCCACAGAGCCUGGAGGACUGAAGAAAAGAAAAAAAGAAUGAAAGAGAGAGCGAGAUGAGAGAGGAAAACAAUUUGUGAAUGGAAGUGCCGAGGAAGUGUCUUUGUAGUGCCAAUGCAUGGAAAAGGAGAUUUUAUGAAAGGAGUCUCCCGACACUAUCGCUAUGCAAAAGGCUCAGCUUUCUGGAAAAGACAUUUUAUUAUUUAUCCACUGUUGUAUUGAGUGUAGAGGGAUCGUAUCAUGUGUAGAUCACUGUCAGUGCUGUAUCUCUGAAGAAAUCUUGUAGAAUCAGCUGGUGCUCUUAUUUUAAACUUGGUUUAGUAUUAUUUUAAACUUGGUUUAGUGUCAUUUUAAACUUCCCUUGUUCACCUCAGGUUACCUUUUCCUGAUGUUCCGAAAUCUCAGAUUCUCACUCACAAAAGGAGGGAUUGUAGAAGUUUUGGGUGCUAUCCAGUUUGUGAGCUGCCCUAAUUAAUGAAGCGCAGAGCAAAGCAGAUUAGCAGACCUGUUUGUUUUAUGAGGUCUCUCUGCCAGCACGGUGGAAUGAGUUGAUGUGCCUGUGUUGCUGUUCUGCUCCUUCCCUCCUAAGACUUAUGGGAAAAAUAGAGUCUCGGAUAAUCUUUUUAUAAAGAUUAUGUUAAUGACCGAAAUCCCCUUGAAAUGAAGAAAAGAAAAACAACUGCACCCAGCCUCACAAGCGAGAGACUUGAUAGACAGUGUCUAUCCUCUUUAGCGACAGAGGACAAAUAUUGGGCCCCAGGCUGAGUGAGUGACAUUGGUAAGCAGAGAGGCAUGUUUGGAUGGGCGUGCACUGAGGGCCGUGCAUUGCGCGCGCGCGUGUGCUCUGCCAAGCCGGGGCCUGAUUAUGUCUGUGUUGUAAAGUGUAUUGAGGAAGGAAGUGGUGAGUGUUUACAGCGAGCGGGAGACGGGGGAAUGGAGGGUCUUCUCUCUCUCUCGGGCUGAAGCGUCUUUCAGCAUCUGUCUGGAGGGCCCAGGGCCUUAAACGGAGCCAGACCUGUGUUUUAGCAGAUCUGAUUUGCAAGACAAAAACAAACAACAACAAAAAAAAGCAAAAAAAGGGGUCUGCAUGAUUCAGUGUCAGUAAAGAAACAGCUCCCGUAAAGAAAUCUCGUUAAAAGCGGGAAAGGGAGAAUAAAAGAGGGGAAAAAAUGUUUUCUAGCAGGAGGUGUUGUCAGGGGAUGUGUACAGAGGACCGGGGAAGGGGCUUGUGGAGGAAUGAGAUGUCUGUUAGUGUCAGCUCAGAUACAGUAACAAUAACAAUAACACACAUACCAGCAAUACCACACUGGGACUUUCAGAAUCAUCAUUUUCACACAGUUUGUACAGUUUUACAUCAUGAUCUUGUGAUACCGGAUUGUAGACCAAAUGCUGAUGUUUGACCUAAGAGGGUGAAGAUGCUAUUUAAUGGUGUUUGACAUACCAUCGUGACCAAAUGAAAGAAAAAGAACAAUUGCUCUACUUGUCUUUAAUGCAAUCUGUUGAACCUGGUUUACUGGUACUGCAAAUAUUUGACGAAGUGACCGAACUUGAGUUGGAAAGCACUUUACGCUUCUAUUAAUUCUUCAUUCCUUUGCUAGAUUAUAUUGCGAUUCAGUAUAACUAUAACCACUGAGAUGUCCCGUGCUGAAAAGUUUUAACAAUUCACAAAACAUGUACUGUGCCGUUUAUUUGUUCAUGUUAUUAUUUGAUCUUCUGUGAAUGCAUAACUGUAAUUUGCCAAUAAAAUGGGGGAAACUGAAAUAGA
This is a messenger RNA of Clupea harengus (Atlantic herring), 7432 nucleotides long. It is a transcript of the gene shprh, whose product is annotated as SNF2 histone linker PHD RING helicase. NCBI's taxonomy places the organism in Eukaryota, Metazoa, Chordata, Actinopteri, Clupeiformes, Clupeidae. Gene Ontology annotation, molecular function: ubiquitin protein ligase activity; DNA binding; ATP binding. Gene Ontology annotation, biological process: protein polyubiquitination; DNA damage response; nucleosome assembly. Gene Ontology annotation, cellular component: nucleosome; nucleus. The record is from RefSeq and is a predicted model, not a curated record.